This is a messenger RNA of Aspergillus niger, 114 nucleotides long. RefSeq lists its product as uncharacterized. The record is from RefSeq and is a predicted model, not a curated record. Bases 1 to 114 code for a protein of 37 amino acids. The transcript has 2 exons. Lineage: Eukaryota; Fungi; Ascomycota; Eurotiomycetes; Eurotiales; Aspergillaceae.
AUGGCAGAUCGUCUGGCAGAUUACGGGACGCGUCUGGUUGACGACGUAGAAUUGCUUUGGCUGAAUGGGAUCCCAGGCUGCAUUGCAUUCAUCCGAAGAAUUGAAGAGUUGUGA